This is a messenger RNA of Pseudophryne corroboree (corroboree frog), 8844 nucleotides long. RefSeq names its product calcium voltage-gated channel subunit alpha1 H (gene CACNA1H). Bases 1359 to 8471 code for a protein of 2370 amino acids. Gene Ontology annotation, biological process: positive regulation of calcium ion-dependent exocytosis; membrane depolarization during action potential; calcium ion transmembrane transport. Gene Ontology annotation, cellular component: plasma membrane; voltage-gated calcium channel complex; neuron projection. The record is from RefSeq and is a predicted model, not a curated record. Lineage: Eukaryota; Metazoa; Chordata; Amphibia; Anura; Myobatrachidae. Gene Ontology annotation, molecular function: low voltage-gated calcium channel activity; voltage-gated sodium channel activity. The transcript is spliced from 34 exons.
AUACAGUACAGCUGAGUAUGUAGUAACUGAUACAGUACAGCUGAGUAUGUAGUAACUGAUACAGUAUAGCAGAGUAUGUAGUAACUGAUACAGUACAGCAGAGUAUUCAGUAAGUUAUAUAGUACAGCAGAGUAUGUAGUAAAUGAUACAGUACAGCAGAGUAUUUAGUAACUGAUACAGUACUGCAGCGUUUUCAGUAAUUGAUACAGUACAGCAGAGUAUUUAGUAGAGUUUAUAGUACAGCGCAGUCCAGUAUUUAGCAACUGAUAGAGUACAGCAGAUUAUUUAGUAACUGAUACAGUACUGCAGCAUUUUCAGUAAUUGAUACAGUACAGCAGAGUAUUUAGUAGAGUUUAUAGUACAGCGCAGUCCAGUAUUUAGCAACUGAUAGAGUACAGCAGAUUAUUUAGUAAACAAUAAAGUAAAACACAGCAUGUAGUAAAUGAUAGUGUAACAGAGAAGUUAGUAGAUGAUACAGUACAGCAGAGUAUGUAGUAACUGAUACAGUACAGCUGAGUAUGUAGUAACUGAUAGAGUACAGCAGAUUAUUUAGUAAACAAUAAAGUAAAACACAGCAUGUAGUAAAUUAUAGUGUAACAGAGAAGUUAGUAGAUGAUACAGUACAGCAGAGUGUUCAGUAAAUAAUACAAUACAGCAAAUAAUUGUAGUAACUGAUACAGUACAUCAGAGUAUUUAGUUAAUGACACAGUAUAACAGAGUAUGUAGUAACUGAUUCAGUACUGCAGCGUUUUCAGUCAUUGAUACAGUACAGCAGAGUAUUUAGUUAAUGACACAGUAUAACAAAUUAUUUAGUAAAACUCGCAGAAGCAUUGGACAAACCAGUAAUUACAUUUGCUCGAAGGUGCUCUUGUAUAUCUGCAAUCCGGUGUCAUUAUAGUGUGGUAAAGGGACAUGCGAUAAAGAACUAUGUGGCCCACCUAUGUGGAGGGGUCGCAUGGGACAUUGGGGUCUAUGUACUGUACUAAGCUUUGGAGAGAGUUAAAGUGGACUGAGAUAAUUUACCAGCCAAUCAGCUCCUAACUGUCAUGCUACAAAAAUGACGGGAGCUGAUUGGCUGCUACUUUAUCUCCGUCUACUUUUAACUCUCUCCGAGGCUUAAUAAAUAGACCCUAAUAUCUUUUAGAAAUAAUGUAAUCUAGUUUCUGCAUUUUAACUGGGAUGGUCAAUAACAGACAAUAUCAGACUGAUGUUCUAAAAUGUGUAAAAAUACAUUGAUGUGAUGUUUAUAAGCUGCCUAAGUGUUACUGUAUGGUGUAUAUUACUGUGCUUCUCUUCCGUCACCCUAUGAUGCAAUUAUCCUUAACUCCUUCCUCUCCACGUGGUUCGAGCACGUCAGUAUGCUGGUUAUCUUGCUGAAUUGCGUCACGCUGGGAAUGUUUCAGCCUUGCGAGGAUGUGGACUGUAUGUCGGAGAGAUGCACAAUCUUAGAGGCAUUUGAUGGCUUCAUCUUCGCUUUCUUUGCGGUGGAAAUGGUCUUUAAGAUGAUCGCAUUAGGCAUCUUUGGGCAGAAGUGCUACCUGGGAGAUACGUGGAACAGGCUGGAUUUCUUCAUUGUCAUGGCUGGGAUGAUGGAGUAUUCCUUGGACGGACAUAACGUCAGUUUAUCAGCCAUCCGCACCGUCCGAGUUUUAAGGCCGCUAAGAGCCAUUAAUAGAGUCCCAAGUAUGAGAAUACUGGUGACCCUGCUGUUAGAUACUCUGCCUAUGUUAGGCAAUGUCCUUCUCUUGUGUUUCUUUGUCUUUUUCAUUUUCGGGAUCGUUGGUGUCCAGCUGUGGGCGGGAUUACUCCGAAACAGGUGUUUCAUGGACCGGGAUUUUGCAAUCAGCUACAACCUUACCUCUCUGAGGCUGUAUUAUACGGUGGAUGACACCGAGGACAAUCCGUACAUCUGCUCAUCUCACCGAGACAACGGGAUGCUGAAAUGCCAAGACAUCCCCCCCAAAAUUGACUGCUCCAAUUUCAAUUUUCCAGAAUUCAGCAGCAGGAACAACUGUGACCUGAAUCAGUACUAUAAUGUAUGCAAACCUGGAGAUCUGAAUCCACACAAAGGGGCCAUUAAUUUUGAUAACAUUGGCUACGCCUGGAUAGCCAUUUUUCAGGUUAUAACCCUGGAAGGGUGGGUGGACAUCAUGUACUAUGUCAUGGAUGCACAUUCUUUUUACAAUUUUAUAUAUUUUAUACUGCUUAUAAUAGUGGGUUCUUUCUUCAUGAUAAACUUGUGCCUGGUUGUGAUAGCAACACAGUUUUCUGAGACGAAACAGCGAGAGAAUCAGUUAAUGGAGGAGCAGCGGGCUCGUUACCUCUCCAACGAUAGCACAAUCGCCAGCUUCUCCGAGCCGGGCAGCUGCUACGAGGAGUUACUUAAGUACAUCUGCCACAUUUUUCGGAAGUUCAAACGACGGACGCUACGACUUUAUAAUAAUUGGCAAAACAAGCGAAGGAAAAAGGUCAACCCCAACAGUGCCGCCAUGAACGGGCAGGGCCGUGGCCGCAAGUGCAAACGGCGGAUCACUUCCAUCCAUCAUUUGAUCCAUCACCAUCAUCAUCACCACCACCAUCACUAUCACAUAAGUAAUGGAAGUCCCCGUGGACCCAGGUCAAGCCCGGAGAUCUGUGAUUUAGAGAUGAAGAUCAUGCAGCCGAGGAGCCAACUGAGGCUCCUCCCCCCAUCCCCCAGCCACCAGAACUCACCACCCAAUAGCGAGUCCGUCCACAGCAUCUACCAUGCGGACUGCCACUUCGAGGGGCCCCAACUGAAAUCAUGUAAGUCUUCCAAUGCCUCCUCUAACACCAAAGUGGAUGCUGUGCUCAACCAUACCAACAUGAACUAUCCCACCAUCCUGCCUUCCCCGACCAGCAAAACCAACCCCGCCAUCUUGCCGAAAGGGAAGAGGAGCGACAGUACUCCGGUCAGUUUGGUGAACAGCCCGGUCAGUGUGAAUGCGGAUUCCUAUGGAAAGAUUCACCACCUAGUGGGAGAGCACGGCCUCUGCAGAAGUACCAGCAAAUUAUCCAGCCUAAGUGUCCCCUGCUCCUUGCCGAGCCCUCAGCCCAGCCAGAUAAUCUGCGAACUCCAGAAGUGCUCUUACUGCGCCAAUCUCCUGGAGAACCCAGAGCUGGAGCUGAGCGACUCUGAGAGCUGCGAGUCCGAUGCCAACGGAGUGUACGAGUUCACGGAAGACCUAAGGCACGGGGACCUAAGGGACCAGGUGCAGAGAGGGAGGAAGAUCAAGAAAAAAGGGGGGAAUAAGAUCUACAAACUCUGGGAGGAGUUCACCAACCGUCUGAAAAGGAUCGUGGACAGCAAGUACUUCAACCGUGGGAUCAUGAUAGCCAUCCUGAUAAACACGCUGAGCAUGGGAAUCGAGUACCAUGAGCAGCCAGACGAACUGACGAACGCUCUGGAGAUCAGCAACAUAGUCUUCACCAGCAUGUUUGCUCUGGAGAUGCUUCUGAAACUCCUGGCCUUCGGGAUCUUUGGGUACAUCAAGAAUCCAUAUAACAUCUUUGACGGGAUCAUUGUCGUCAUCAGUGUUUGUGAGAUCAUCGGACAGUCAGAUGGGGGUUUGUCUGUGCUCAGAACAUUCCGACUGCUUCGCGUGUUGAAGCUGGUCCGCUUCAUGCCGGCUCUACGCCGCCAGCUGGUGGUCCUGAUGAAGACUAUGGACAAUGUGGCCACCUUCUGCAUGCUUCUCAUGCUCUUCAUCUUUAUCUUCAGCAUUCUGGGUAUGCAUCUCUUUGGCUGUAAGUUUACAAUACGGACUGACACCGGAGACACUAUCACCGACCGGAAGAACUUUGAUUCCCUUCUCUGGGCCAUUGUGACCGUUUUCCAGAUUCUCACCCAGGAAGACUGGAACGUGGUCCUGUACAACGGAAUGGCCUCCACCUCAUCCUGGGCGGCUCUUUACUUUGUGGCUCUGAUGACAUUUGGAAACUACGUCCUGUUUAACCUCUUGGUGGCCAUUCUGGUGGAGGGAUUCCAAGCAGAGGGGGACGCCACAAGGUCAGAAGCUGACGAAGACAAAGUCUCCACCAACUUUGAUGAAGACCUGGAAAAGCUGAAAGAUCUCCGUGCCGCAGAGCUUAAGAUGUACUCGCUUGCAGUGACCCCCAAUGGACACCUCGACCCUCGCUGUGCAAUGCCCCCUCCCAUCAUUAUGCGCACCGCCGCCACCCCCAUGCCCACGCCAAAGAGCUCUCCGUGCCUGGACUCCGUGCACACCUUUGCGGAUUCCAGAAGGGAAAGCAAUGCCUCGCUAGAUCCAUCAUCCUGUGACCAGAAGUCUCUGGCCAGUAUCCGGAGUUCUCCGUGUGCACCUUGGGGCACCUACAGCAACUGGGGGAGCCGCCGCGCUAGCUGGAACAGCCUGGGCCGAGCCCCCAGCAUAAAGAAAAAGAACCAGUGCGGGGAAAGGGAAUCUCUGCUCUCCGGAGAGGGUAAGGGCAGUACAGACGAUGACUCCGAUGACUGCAAGCCCACCUCUGUGGGCAGGAUCGCCCUUCAUCGCCGGGCAGGCUCUCUGGACACUCGCGGCUCCUUCGACAUCCCAGAACUCCUGCAGGUUCCUACCUUACGGCACUCGCUCAGCGUCAGCCCUCUGGCUAUGGUGCCUGCAGACUAUCAGGACUGCAACGGCAAAUUGGUGCACGUGCCUAGCGAUCUGUUUGUGAGAGUGGACAAGCACAAGGAGGAACCGUUGGACUAUGAGGACGACUUGGAAGACAGUUACUGCUUCCGUCUCCGCAAGAUUCUGGAGCCUUACAAGCCCAAGUGGUGCAAGACCCACGAAGAUUGGUCUCUUUACAUGUUCGCACCUCAGAACAAGUUCCGCAUGAUGUUCCAAAAGGUUAUCGCCCACAAGAUGUUUGACCACGUAGUUCUUGUCUUCAUCUUCUUGAACUGCAUCACAAUCGCUUUGGAGAGGCCAGACAUAGACCCAAACAGCAUGGAACGGAUAUUUCUGAGCGUCUCCAACUACAUCUUUACGGCAAUCUUUGUUGUGGAAAUGACCAUAAAGGUGAUGGCACUGGGUUUCUUCUCUGGAGACAACGCUUAUCUGCAGAGCAGCUGGAACGUCCUGGACGGAGUCUUGGUCUUUGUUUCAAUCAUUGAUAUCAUCGUGUCUUUAGCAUCUGCUGGAGGGGCCAAGAUCUUGGGCAUCCUGCGGGUGUUAAGGCUGCUGAGGACUCUACGCCCGUUGAGAGUCAUCAGCCGUGCGCCGGGGCUAAAGCUAGUGGUAGAGACUUUGAUUUCCUCCCUCCGGCCAAUCGGGAAUAUCGUCCUCAUCUGCUGCGCUUUCUUCAUUAUCUUCGGAAUCUUGGGAGUACAGCUUUUCAAAGGAAAGUUCUAUUCCUGCGAGGGGCCGGAUGUCCGUAACGUCACCAACAGGUCUGAAUGCGUAGGGCCACGUAACAAGUGGGUGAGACGAAAGUACAACUUCGAUAACCUCGGGCAGGCCCUUAUGUCGCUCUUUGUUCUGUCGUCCAAAGAUGGCUGGGUGAACAUCAUGUAUGACGGACUCGAUGCUGUGGCCACCGACAUACAGCCUGUCCGGAACCACAACCCCUGGAUGCUUCUGUUCUUCAUCUCCUUCCUCCUCAUCGUCAGCUUCUUUGUGCUCAACAUGUUCGUGGGAGUGGUGGUGGAGAAUUUCCACAAGUGCCGCCAGCACCAGGAGGCCGAGGAGGCCCGACGCCGGGAGGAGAAACGGCUGCGCCGCUUGGAGAAAAAGCGCAGGAGUAAGGCGUUGUAUAUGUCUGAAGCCCAGAGGAGACCGUACUACGCGGACUACUCCCCAACGCGGCGCUACAUUCACACGCUGUGUACCAGCCACUACCUAGACCUGUUCAUCACCUUCAUCAUUGGCAUCAACGUUAUCACCAUGUCAAUGGAACACUACAACCAGCCCAAGUCCCUGGAGGAGGCUCUGAAAUACUGCAACUACGUCUUCACCAUCGUCUUUGUAUUUGAGGCUCUUCUCAAGCUGGUUGCGUUUGGAUUUAGAAGAUUUUUUAAAGACAGGUGGAACCAGCUGGACCUGGCGAUCGUGCUCCUCUCCAUCAUGGGAAUCACGCUGGAGGAGAUUGAAAUCAACGCCUCUCUCCCCAUAAAUCCGACUAUUAUACGCAUUAUGAGGGUGCUACGGAUUGCCCGAGUGUUGAAGCUCUUGAAGAUGGCCACUGGAAUGAGGGCCCUGCUGGAUACGGUUGUUCAAGCUCUGCCACAGGUAGGAAACCUCGGGCUCCUCUUCAUGCUUCUGUUCUUCAUCUACGCUGCCCUGGGAGUGGAGCUAUUUGGGAAGCUGGUGUGUAACGAAGAAAACCCAUGUGAGGGACUCAGCAGGCACGCUACAUUUGAGAACUUCGGCAUGGCUUUUCUGACGCUCUUCCGCGUCUCCACGGGUGACAACUGGAACGGUAUCAUGAAGGACACACUCCGUGAGUGCCACAGCGAUGACAAGAACUGCCUGAGCUACUUGCCCCUCAUCUCCCCUAUCUACUUUGUCACCUUCGUCCUCAUCGCCCAGUUUGUCCUGGUGAAUGUGGUAGUGGCCGUUCUGAUGAAGCACCUUGAGGAGAGCAAUAAAGAGGCCAAGGAGGACGCAGAGAUGGACGCUGAGAUCGAAAUGGAGAUGUCCAGGGCAAUUACCCCGGCAAUUACCCCAGCUAGUGGCGGAUGCACCCCAGACGGCAAGGGACUUGGCGGCGCUCAGGUGCCAUUGAAGAAAGAGCUACCAGUCCUGUUGGCACAAGCCAAGGGGGCAUUAAGCCAGGACAAUGUGACUUUAUUGAUCCCAGAAUCAUUGGAGGGAUCUGUUCUACUGAAGGAGAAACGGCCUGCCUCCCCCAUACCCUUCCAGCAGGUUUUCCCACUUCCCCUCCAGUCCUGCGUCUACGGGCCUGAGGACGAUGAUGAUGAUAUCUACAUGAGGGAUGGAACCGGAUCCCAAAACUUGCUGACUGUCAGAAAAAUCUCUGUCUCCAGGAUGCUCUCAUUACCCAAUGACAGCUACAUGUUCCGUCCUGUUCUGCCAGCAAAGUCUUCUUACCCUCUGCGUGAAGUGGAGCCCUAUGAGGAUAGCUCUCAGAAAGGAUCCAUUCUAUCAGUCCAUUCCCAACCAAGUGAACCUGGCAUCUCGCUUAAAGUACCAGUGGACUGCCAACCAUUACCUUCUGCAAGCUGCCAUAUGGAUCCCGAGGAGAUGCCUAAAAUCCCACCUCCAUGUUCGGCCUCAAGAUCGCCCAGCCUAAACAGAUUCCUGCGUAGGCAGGAGGCUGUCCACAUGGACUCAGUUGACUGUCAGAAUGGCGAUUCCAAGGAUAGCCUUCAAAUUAAGUCAAUGGAGAACUUAACACUGAGGAUGCCUUCACUAAACACCCUCGCUCCAAACUUGAUCUGCCCCACACCUCUUUCUCUGCAGGGAACCCCUCAAACUUCUCCCAAGCUCUCUUCCCACCACAGACAUUCCAGCGUCCGUACACGCAAGCAUAUGUACAGCCAACACAGUAUUCCCAGCCGUCCUUCAAGUGGAAGCAGUGAGAACACCAACCCUGAUGAGUCUUUGUUAGAGUCUUCAGAUCUAGCUGAUGAAGAGGUCAGCCACAUAAACAGCUCAGCAAAGGGCUGGCGAGGACAAUCCAACCAUAGGAGUCACUCUGUCUCUCCAUUCAUCUCCCAAGCUUCAUCUCCUCCUCCUGUAUUAAAGAACUGCAAUAGCACAGCCAGCCUGGCAGGGACCAGCAAAGACUUGAAGAAGUUCUACAGUGUUGAUACUCAAGGAUUUUUAGCUAAGCCCAUCUGGGCAGAAGACCAAAGGAGGCACUCAAUUGAAAUCUGCCCUUCCAUUGAUGAUGAUGGAGAUUCCUGCUUUAAUCUGUCCAUUGAAGAUAGGCAUGACUCUUCUGCUCUCAUAAAGUCUGACCCAGAGUACAUCAAUGGAGUUCGCAGGAAGAAGAAGAUGAGCCCACCUUGCAUUUCUAUAGAUCCUCCUAUGGAGGAUGAGAGUGGCACAGCUUCACGUACCAAAGCAUCGGAAAACAGCAUGAUGUUACGUAGAAGGACACCAUCAUGUGAAUCCACGGCAUACAGGGACUCUUUAGACCUUGGUGACAACCAAGUUGGAGAACAGCCUAAGAGCGAGAGGCGGAACCAAACACCUUGUCGCAAUGAACACUUGAUAAUACCUGGCUACUCCUUUGACCAGUUGGAAGCGAACAGCUUCUCAGAACUUUUAACAGAGAGUGGACGUCCCACUACUCCAUCUGUAGUCACUGUGGACUCUAGGCCAGAUGUGGGGACUUUAGAAAUUACACAAGUAGACCGUUUAAAUAGCAACAAUACAGAAAAAAACAGAGACUUCACUGAAAUAGUUAAGAGUUCUUUAAUAACUCCUGCACUAGUCAAUGCUUCUAACACAACAGAGGAAGUAACCGACAAACCGUUAUAGCUUUUAAGGAUACAAGGGCUUGUGACAUUGACGAACCACUGGAUAGACGGGUCCUAGGAGCCCCUUUGGGUGUUAGUGUUUUCAAUAAGAGUUGGGGUUUCACAUGGAAUAUAGAGAAAUGUGGAUGGUUUGAAUAAAAUUUUUUGAUUUGUUUGAUUUUAUAAACGAAAUACGGAGACAACUUCCCAUAUAGCCUCAAUCACAUUGAUUCGAGUUUUUAUUUUAAUUUUAACUUUUUUUUGGUUUGUUUGUUUUUCUAUUUUUAAAUUGGCACUUUUUUAUUGUGCAGAGACACAGUAUGCAGAAGUGCUGACAAAUGAAGACUUGUACAAUAUCUGUAUAUCAGCAGUAUAAAUAAAAUAGAAAUAAUGUA